AGGUUGAAAUGCAAAACUGUGGCAUGUGGUUUGUUUUGGUCGCUGUAAUGACUUUCACAACGUUGGUGGCUGGUGGUGAUGAUAAAUCUAAAGUUCAAAACCAACACCAACAGCAGCAACAACAAGCUGAUGUCAUGAGAGCCAUCGCUGAUAUCGGUUCUCCGUCAAUGUCACAACCAUCGGUGGAUAGUUACUUGGAAUCUGAUCCUCUUCAGGUUCCUUAUGAGUACAAUACAGCAAAGCGAGCCCAUAAACAAUAUGGGUUUGGACUAGGCAAGCGGUUGUACAGGCAGUAUCAAUUCGGUCUUGGAAAACGAGCCUCAUCAAAACAAUAUGGAUUUGGACUAGGCAAACGGGCGGCGCUCAAGCAGUAUGGGUU
Messenger RNA from Daktulosphaira vitifoliae (grape phylloxera), 379 nucleotides. Its product is annotated as helicostatins-like. The record is from RefSeq and is a predicted model, not a curated record. The transcript has a single exon. The annotation marks the transcript as partial. Lineage: Eukaryota; Metazoa; Arthropoda; Insecta; Hemiptera; Phylloxeridae.